Seriola aureovittata is the source of this 3965-nucleotide messenger RNA. Its product is annotated as ankyrin repeat domain-containing protein 13C. The record is from RefSeq and is a predicted model, not a curated record. The transcript has 13 exons. Gene Ontology annotation, molecular function: protein binding. Gene Ontology annotation, cellular component: cytoplasm. The coding region runs from base 274 to 1854 and encodes 526 amino acids. Lineage: Eukaryota; Metazoa; Chordata; Actinopteri; Carangiformes; Carangidae.
UACUAGUCAACUACGUUGUGCAGCAACCAGCGACAGUUUUGAGAGGCAGGAGGAGAGCGGACUGUUUGUUUUCAUUAUCAGCCGGUGCUAAGCGGGAGCUGCUGCCUGUUCGUUUUUGUUUCUGCCUAUCCAGUGUUAGAAUUAAGUGUUUUCAUGUUGUGCAAUUUUCGGUGUUUGUGUGAAGAAUUCCAACUGGCGAAUCGCAUCAGUUGGCCCGGAGGGUCAUCGUCCGCGACGACACCCUCUGCUCCGUUAGCGCCAACUGUUUAGAAAAUGACCGGAGAGAAGAUCCGCUCCCUGCGCAAGGACCACAGGCCGAGCAAGGACGAGGAUUUACUGGAGCCGGACGAGGAGGCUGCGACUGGGACCUUCACCGCCUCCAAGUCGAACAACAAGAGCAGAGCGAGUAAAAUCUUCAGCAAUCACAAGUUAGUCAAGUCGUCGUCCACACAACAGCAGCAACAGCAGAACCAGCAGUCGCAGAUUAAUGCUAACACCAACACGCUGUCAACAUCGGAUGUUAUCGAUGACAACAACAAGAACCCCAUUAUCCGAACUGGACAGGACUUUCCGGUGCACGAAUGUGUGUUUAAAGGAGAUGUCCGACGCCUGUCUUCGCUCAUACGGACGCAGAAUAUCGCCCAGAAAGACAUCCACGGAAACACACCGCUGCAUCUCGCUGUCAUGAUGGGGCACAAAGAGUGUGCCCACCUGUUGUUGGCCCACAAUGCACCAGUGAAAGUGAAGAACGCUCAGGGAUGGAGUCCCCUUGCAGAGGCCAUUAGCUACGGAGACCGACAGAUGAUCACAGCCCUGCUGAGGAAACUGAAGCAACAGUCCAGGGAGAGUGUGGAGGACAAGAGGCCCAAGCUGCUGAAAGCCCUGAAAGAGCUUGGUGAUUUUUACUUGGAGCUUCACUGGGACUUCCAAAGUUGGGUGCCUUUGCUCUCCAGAAUCCUGCCUUCAGAUGCGUGUAAGAUCUACAAGCAGGGAAUUAACAUCAGAUUGGACACUACACUGAUAGACUUCACAGACAUGAAGUGCCAGCGCGGUGACCUCAGCUUCAUCUUCAACGGCAAUGCCAUCCCCUCCGAGUCUUUUGUUGUGCUGGACAAUGAACAGAAAGUCUACCAGCGGAUACACCACGAGGAGUCGGAGAUGGAGACAGAGGAGGAAGUGGACAUCCUGAUGAGUAGCGAUGUUUACUCCGCCACACUCUCCACUAAGUCCAUCACUUUCUCCAGGGCACAGACUGGCUGGCUGUUCAGAGAAGACAAGACGGAGCGCGUGGGAAACUUCUUGGCAGAUUUCUACUCUGUGAACGGCCUGGUGCUUGAGUCCAGGAAGAGACGGGAGCAUCUGAGCGAGGAGGACAUCUUGAGGAACAAAGCCAUCAUGGAGAGCCUGAGUAAAGGAGGAAACCUCAUAGAGCAGAACUUUGAGCCGGCAAGGAGGCAAUCUCUAACUCCCCCAUCACCCAACACCAUAUCCUGGGAAGAAUACAUCACUGCUGACAGUGGAAAAGCACCUCAUCUAGGAAGAGAGCUGGUCUGCAAAGAGAGCAAGAAAAACUUCAAAGCCACGAUAGCCAUGAGUCAAGACUUCCCUCUGGGCAUUGAAUCGUUGUUAAAUGUUCUGGAGGUGAUUGCACCCUUCAAGCACUUUAAUAAACUCAGGGAGUUUGUGCAGAUGAAGCUCCCCCCUGGCUUUCCUGUGAAACUCGACAUCCCUGUCUUUCCAACGAUCACAGCCACGGUGACAUUUCAGGAGUUUCGCUACGAUGAGUUUGCCGAGUCCAUUUUUACCAUUCCCAAUGAUUAUAAAGAAGACCCUAGUCGCUUCCCUGAUCUUUAACCUCUGGAGCUGGAUAUAAAUCUACAACAAGGCAACUUUAUACUACAAAACAUUCUUUUUGAAAUAAAAAAGGAAAAACGGAGGGGGAAAAAGAGCAGUAAACACUUCUUGAGAGUUUAUGGAUUCCAUCACCCAUCCAGACCCUGACAACAGACAGCAACAAAACAACCAGAGAUAAACAUGACAAAAAUAGCAUCGUCAGACCUGGUUGAGGCCCAAUAUGCCAGAGAUAUUGAUAUCUGAUGAGUGUGAAUGUCUCAUCAGUGAAAGGGCAUUGAAGUUAAAGUGAGUGACAGCAGGGCAGGUGAGUUUUCUGGAUACGGGGUGUGAGUAGGAGACAUUAAAAGACAACCUGUUCAGCUGAUGCUAUGUAUUUAAGUAUGUAAGUUAUGUUUUUAAAGGGACUGUGUUUAACUGACCUGUAGUAAAGCACUGAUAUUACUGUGUGAGAUGUUAGGGAGGAAUUCCACUAAAAAUUCGUUUUUAGGUUCUUUUCCUACUUAAGUAGACUUUUCAAAAAAUCUCAAGGUGCAAAGUCAUUUUAGUUUUGUGAUAUUAUAUAUGAGAUAUAAGGUCAAUAAAACAUGACCGUAUAGUGUAUAUAAUCCAAUGCACAUCUCUUAGACAGGUGUGCUGGAGAAUAAAAUUACAGGUGUUUACACUCACUUCUUGAACAUUAUCAAAUUUAGAAAUGUUCCCAAAGAUGAACUUAACUCUUGUCAUUUAAAAUUCGCAAAACUGAAAAUCAGUUUUGGAAAAUGUUAAGCUGUUACUUUUGUAGGUUAAAAAAAACUAAAAAUAAUUUUUUGUUGAAUUCCACUUUAACUCUGCACAUAAUAAAAUUGUGUAUGUGUUUGUACGAGAGUGUGUGUGUGUGUGAGAGAGAGAAUGAUUUUCAUGGGCAUGGAGUAGCAUCACUGAACUUUUGGGCUCUAUUUAGGUCCACAGCAGUGACUCUACAUAUACACUCAUUUUGUGAUACUCGACCCUGCAUUUGAAAUAUUACAAAUUCACCAAGGCAACGCUAAAAAAUGCUGCAGAUUUUUAUGGUACCACAAAGUUUUCUCUUUGUUUGUUCAAGUGGCAGCGAGUGUAAGUUAUGAUGUCCAAGCCUUUUGUUUCUUACUUCACCUUUGUAAACUAUGUAACAAACUGUACAAUCCUGCUGAAAGAAGACGAUUGUACAGAAAGUAGAUGUUAGGGAAUGAAUGAGUAUGACAUUCAUGCCAUUUUUACACAUAACAAGAACCAGGCUUUUCCCCUGCACAGUAUGUAAAUACAUGUUUUAUGACUUAUUGCUUUUGUCUUUUAUCUUACAUUUUCCUUUUAUUUGUGCAGAUGAGUUUAAGAUGUCCUCUACAAGAGGAAGAGUUAUGGACAUUUUUUAAUGUAGUAUCAAGAGAAAUUCGAGAGUUAUUGGUUUGUAACAUGGUGGCAGUUGCUAUUUUUGUACAUACUUGUGUUGUUUUAAAGGAAAAAAUGAAUCUCUUAAUUCUCCUGUCUUUUUUUCCUCAUCCCACUUCUGGACUACACUAUCUGAUGAACUUUAUGAACCUCCUUCAGAUGUGUGGAACCAACAAUCAUUUCCAUCAUGUGAAAAAGCACAAGCACCAAUUUUUUUAGGAAAAGUUAAUUCUGUUAAAGGUCUGGAGGUGUUCUCUGGAGAAGUUUAAUGAGUCUUUAUAGCUGCUGCUAUGGUCCAUGAGCUCUUAAUGAAGUGGAAACAUACAGGUGUUUCAGAGGAUAUUAUGCUUGGUGGCCGGUGGCUCAAAGCGUUGUUCAACAUCCACAUUAAUAGAACAAUGUGAUUAUUUAUAUCCAUAAUCAGUAUCAUGAUAACCAAAUACAGUACAUUUAUUUAAUAUUUUAACAUUGCAUUCUUCAAUUGUGGCUAGUGCAGCUAAUGGAAGUGCGCCUCCUCACCUACAUAAUGCUUUAACCUACAUUUUACUUCAUGCUCCUUGACUUCAGCUGCUUGAAUUUUACAUGUUUUCUGUCAGAAACUAUUCAUCAUCUACAUGUCCGUUGUACAGCAAAUACUGUUGUAUAAGUCUGCUACACUAUUUUCAUAUAAAAUGUACUAAAAUAAAAAUUCCACAUAUCCAACUUAA